Molecule: messenger RNA, 1356 nt
Organism: Melampsora larici-populina 98AG31
Lineage: Eukaryota; Fungi; Basidiomycota; Pucciniomycetes; Pucciniales; Melampsoraceae
Exons: 1
Coding region: 132-476 (114 amino acids)
Biological process (GO): mRNA splicing, via spliceosome
Cellular component (GO): cytoplasm; U4/U6 x U5 tri-snRNP complex; U1 snRNP
Molecular function (GO): RNA binding
Source: RefSeq, a predicted model, not a curated record
UUCUGAGGCCAACGCCACAGAUUCAUUCGGUUCAACAUGGUACGUAAUCAAACUCUUUUCUUCAAGAUGAACGAACAAAUAUCCGUGUCUGAUGUCAUGAGUCCAUCUAACAGGCUCCCAAGCAAAGCAAGAUGUUGGCACUUAUCAACUAUCGGUUACGAGUGACGUUGAACGAUUCUCGAACUCUGACCGGACAGAUGCUUGCCUUCGAUCGUCACUUGAAUUUAGUUUUAGCUGAUUGUGAAGAGUUUCGAUUCAUCAAACAAAAGAAACGUAAAGGUCUCUCCACCGGACCGACACCUGACGAAAGCGAAGAAUUGGAGAUGAAGAGAGCUUUGGGACUCGUCAUCUUACGUGGUGAAACUAUUGUCAGUUUAAGUGUGGAAGGUCCACCUCCAGCGGUUGCAGACGAAAAAGGUCCCAUGGUAAGCAAGGCAUUCCAAAGAGUAGCACAUUUUGAGCUUGAUAGUCCUUGACGGUCGUUUCGAAUCCUUCGAUAGCUGGCUCCUGGACGUGGUACAGGUCUUCCUGCAGGACGUGGUGUCGGUUUGGCUCCUCCAUGUGAGCAUACAUACUUCAUUCACGUUGGAGACUCGUAUUGAUUUCCUCUACUACAGCCGGAGUGCCUCCACCUAUGAUGCGAGGGCAGCCCAUGCCCUUUUCCCGCCCCGGUGGACCUCCUGGAGCUCCUCCUGGGCUCGGUAUGCCACCUCCUGGUAAGUUUAGUUCAUUUGAAACUCUUGAACUAUACUCAUCUCGUUCAUAAUGUCUGCAGGUUUCAAUCCAGGGCCUGGUGGAUAUAUGGGCGGCCCUCCACCUGGGUUUGGUGCUCAAGGACAAGGACCACCACCCGGAUUCCCCUCUGGUCAACAGUUUCCUGGUCCCCCUGGGUGCGUACCCUACGUAGCUCUGAAACCUUUGCCAACAGCGAUUGACUGAAAUUUCGUCUACAGUUUUAUGCCUCCACGGUAAAUGCUAGAUACCACCGCCAAGACUGCAAAGGUCAGGAUUACCACCUAUUUUCUGCGAUGGGGAUCACUCAAGAAAAUAGGAUGCGAGUAUGUCUCGAUGUCUCAUAAUGGGGUACCUACGGUCAAACGUUCGAGGUCCACAAAAAAUAUAAAAAGGUUGUUUCACAAGUAGAUAGAUGUACGAGAGUGUCGGAUGGGAUGUCGUGUUGACCAUAAAAGCCACGUUUCAAUUUUGUUAUGGAUUCAACGUCAAAAAUGUGCGCUCGGUUUGUCUUUGUGACAAAUCCUACAUGCGCAGUCAAGAAAUCCGCACUGUAAACCAUGGCGAAAGGCCGCGAAACAUGUAGAUGGAAAGCUCAUUUGUUUAAGGUUGCCUUUUUGACUU